UCGAUUUUUCCCGCUCACCCGCAGAAGUUGGAUUCAACAUGGCCCCAGUAUUUAACCUGCUGUGGGUGCUUAGCCUCCUUCCUGCGAAUGUCGCUGUUGCGCAAACGGCCCCCAUAGCCGACGUAGGUUACGCAAAAUAUCGCGGAACACAAAACACUACCCUCGGCGUCAACACAUUCUUUGCCCUUAAAUUUGCCGAAGCACCAGUCGGAGCCCUGCGUUGGAAAGCUCCGAAGCCAAUCGAGGAUUCAAAGAACUUCACAACUGGUAUUCUGGAUGCUACGACUGCGGGACCGAGUUGCGUACAAGGCUAUCCCUACUGGAUCUUACCCAACCCAGGAAGGCCUGCAGGUUCUGAAGAUUGCCUCCACUUGAACGUAGUCACACCUUCGAAUGCCACUUCAACCUCAAAAUUACCUGUGCUUGUUAACAUCCACGGGGGUGGAUACACAUUGGGAGAUGGGAAUUCGAUCCAGCCCUAUGCACUUGUUCGGCAUUCCAAUAAUAGCAUUAUUGUAGUAAAUAUCCAGUAUCGGCUUGGUUCAUACGGGUUCAUGGGUUCGAAAAAGUUUUCCCGCGCCGGAGGGGCCACGAACCUGGGAUUACUCGAUCAGCGGCUAGCUAUUGAGUGGGUGCAGAAACAUAUCUCUACCUUCGGAGGAGACCCAAAGAAGGUUACAAUCAUGGGAGGAAGCGCAGGAGGAGGUAGCGUAACAAGCCAAAUGAUCCUAUAUGGAGGUGUCCGGAAACCGCCUUUCCGGGCCGCAAUCGCCGAGUAUCCGUGGUGGCAGCAAUUUUUGAGAGACCAGCAGUUGGAAAAGCAGUAUAAUAAUCUGCUUUCAGCAGCUAACUGCACGAAUAUGUCCUGCCUCAGAGAAAUGUCUGAGGAUGCACUUGCGUUAGCCACUCAAGCAACGUACGCGAAAGGGUACGCAGAUGAGGCGUAUGGAUAUGGCAACUUCUACUAUGGGCCUUCGGUUGAUGGAUAUGUUAUCCAAGAUCUACCGAAUGAGGAGUUCAAAGCAGGCCAUUACACCAAGGUCCCGCUGCUCAUCGAUCGAGACCAGUAUGAGGGUUUCGUGUUCACCAAUCAGUCUAUCACAACGACGGCUGAGGAGACGAGAGACAUGCGCGUGCAAUUCCAGUACGCAGAUGAUACAUUCAUGCAGCAGCUGUACAAUCUCUAUCCUGCGUCAGCGUUCAAUUCGACAGUUUGGCAGCGGCAAACUUGGUUCGGGGAUUUUAUCAUCAACUGUCCCACCUACUUCGUUGCUUCGGCCCUUACUUUAACUGGCCAAAAGGUAUGGAAAUUAAUUUUUAACGCGGGGUCACAGGAGCAUGGGGCUACUGGCCCUUAUCUCUUUGACAUUAACUACAACUCUUCUCCGAGCGCAAACGUAACAUUAGCGAAUAUCAUGAAAGAUUGGUUUAUUUCGUUCAUCAUUCAUACUGAUCCAAACACGCAAAGCUGGAGCGGCGUUCAGAAGCCGAGCUGGCUUCAGUACCAAGCAGAAGCCAACAUAAUGGACGUCAAUUACACCCAGGUGGGAGUACUGAGCGACAGAUAUUUUGACAAAAGCGAAAGGUGUGACUUCUUUUCUGAAAAUGGUGCCAUUAUCCAAAAUCGUUAACCGGUGUUGGGGAAGUAUUUGCUUAUCAGCACUCCCGGGAAGCCUCAGAAUUUGUAUGCAGUUAGUAGGAGAUCUAUGCAGAGGCUAUAAGCUGUAAGAUAUCAUACACACAAUAGAAUGAAUAAACCG
Molecule: messenger RNA, 1760 nt
Organism: Lindgomyces ingoldianus
Lineage: Eukaryota; Fungi; Ascomycota; Dothideomycetes; Pleosporales; Lindgomycetaceae
Product: alpha/beta-hydrolase
Exons: 2
Coding region: 39-1631 (530 amino acids)
Source: RefSeq, a predicted model, not a curated record